Messenger RNA from Ramularia collo-cygni, 843 nucleotides. RefSeq lists its product as uncharacterized. The record is from RefSeq and is a predicted model, not a curated record. The coding region runs from base 1 to 843 and encodes 280 amino acids. NCBI's taxonomy places the organism in Eukaryota, Fungi, Ascomycota, Dothideomycetes, Mycosphaerellales, Mycosphaerellaceae. The transcript has a single exon.
AUGGAUGACAGAUGCGAGAGGUUCGAAUCAAAUUUGCAUGUGAUCGACACUCAGGUCACCGUCCCUUCCGUCACAAAAGCCGGCAUAACUUCAUCCACCUUCCUCUCGUCUACACCUCACGCCGUCCACUUCUCUUCAUCAGCUCCACUCCCAUCUACUCACGUACCACUUUCGUCACUUCGACAUCAAUCCGUCACCACGGCUUCUGUCGCAGCAGCAAUGGCUAAUCAAGCCGAUGUCUCCGUCCGCCAGAAUCAAUCGCGCGACACCAACAUUUGCUCCACCUUUCCCGGAGAACUCACACUCGGCGAACGAAUCUGCGAUCUUCCUCGUGAGCUCUACGACGAAGUCCUCAAGUACACCGUUCAACAUUGUCGCCAUCGACUUCAGCAGCUUUCAUCUUGGAGCUUGCCAGAGACUUCCCUCGCUUGGCAGACCCCUCGUGCCUCAUUACGMGACAUCAAGGUGUCAUGUCUUGUUCAAUACCUGGUCGAGAUGGUUGAAGCAGGCCAGAACGGUGGUCUGGACUACGGUGAUACGUUGCGGAAUAUGGCCCAGGUCUUUGAAGCCCAUCCCGCUGCCACGAGAUUCUUCCUCGACAAUCUGCGUCCAGAGAGUUGUGACCUGCUUGAAGCGGCCGAAGUGCUGAGAACUUUUCUACUGGCUCGUAAACAUGUCAAGACUACUCUGGUGCCAACACCUGAGUUCAAAGACGGGCGUUUCGAUGGUUUGGACGAAUUGAGUGAUGAACUGGAUCAAAUGCACGAACAAAAUCUACCUACGCUUUUGUACACAGCAGUGCGGGGAACGAAAGAGGGCGGAUCGCUAGCAGAGCCUUGGUGA